Molecule: messenger RNA, 2253 nt
Organism: Sphenostylis stenocarpa
Lineage: Eukaryota; Viridiplantae; Streptophyta; Magnoliopsida; Fabales; Fabaceae
Source: the annotation of a GenBank genome assembly
AUGGCUAACCAAGACUCUGUCCCCCUCUAUGAGAAACACCGAUACAAGCACCCUCAUAAAAGGGUAACGGAUAGCUUGCUUUUAAUCCUUCUCUUGUUGCUGCUUGGCUACCGCGUUAUCUCCGUCAACAACUACUCUUACCCUUGGUUUGUUGCCUUCGUGUGUGAAUCAUGGUUCACCAUCUCUUGGUUUUUCACCCUCAGCACUCAAUGGAACCCGGCACAAAUCAAAACCUACCCAGAACGUCUCUUGCAAAGGAGCGUGCAGGAGCUUCCACCAGUGGAUUUGUUUGUGACAACAGCAGACCCUGUGCUUGAACCACCCAUCAUCACAGUGAACACUGUGCUAUCUCUGUUGGCACUUGAUUACCCAACUCACAAGCUUGCUUGUUAUGUUUCUGACGAUGGUUGCUCCCCUCAUACCUUCUUCGCUCUUCAAGAAGCCUCUAAAUUUGCAAAGUUUUGGGUACCAUUCUGUAAAAAGUACGAUGUGCAAGUUAGAGCUCCAUUCAGAUACUUCUCUGACAAAUCUGAGGUCUCAACGUCCAACAACACACCUCAAUUUAAACAAGAAAGGUUACAAAUGAAGGAUAUGUAUGACGAUCUUAGCAGAAAAAUAGAAUUGGAUGCAUCCCAAAAACCAAAUCCAACUCGUCAAGACUUUGCUGUUUUCUCAAACACUCACACCACAAAUCAUCCAUCCAUAAUAAAGGUUAUAUGGGAGAACAAAGGCCUUGAAGAUGAGUUGCCGCAUUUGAUCUACAUAUCCAGAGAGAAGAGGCCAAAACAUUCUCAUCAUUUCAAAGCUGGUGCCAUGAAUGUAUUGACAAGAGUCUCGGGGUUGAUAACCAAUGCUCCCUUUAUGCUGAACGUGGACUGUGACAUGAUUGUAAAUAAUCCAAAGAUUGUUCAUCAUGCACUGUGCAUUUUACUAGAUCCCGAAGGACAAAAAGAAGUUGCAUUUGCUCAAUUUCCCCAACAAUUCCAUGCUACGUUGAAGGACGAUCCUUUUGGAAACCAGAUGGCAAUUUUGAUUAAGUACUUGGCAGCUGGAUUAGCUGGUCUGCAAGGUCCUUUCUACGGGGGAACAAACUGCUUCCAUAGAAGAAAAGUUAUUUAUGGUCUUUCUCCAGAUAACGUCAAAAAGGCAAAAGUUUCAGGAAAGAGCAUAUCAGAGGAGGAAUUAAAACAAAAAUUUGGAGCUUCUAAGGAGAUGAUGAAAUCAGCUGCUUGUGCUUUAGAAGGAAGAACAUAUUCGCCAAAUGAUAUUAAUAUUGCAAAUGCUAUUGAAGUGGCAAACGAUGUUUCUGGUUAUGGAUAUGAAUAUGGCACUGGAUGGGGAAAACAGGUGGGUUGGAUAUAUGGAUCACUAACAGAGGACGUGCUCACUGGGCUGACAAUACAUGGAAAAGGGUGGAGAUCAGAAUUGUGUACACCAGAGCCCUUAGGCUUCACAGGCUUUGCUCCAGGUGGAGGCCCAACAUCAAUGGCCCAACAAAAGAGAUGGGCCACAGGAUUGCUGGACAUCUUUUUAAGCAAGCACUGUCCAAUUAUCGCCACCCUUUUUCACAAGCUUACUUUGAGGCAGUGCAUAGCAUACAUGUGGAUUCUCAAUUGGGGUGUCAGGCCAGUCUUUGAAGUUUCUUAUGCAUGUCUCCUUGCAUACUGCAUCAUCACCAACUCCAAUUUCUUGCCACGGGACCGUGGCAUAUGUAUUCCUGUUGCUUUUCUUGUAAUUUACAAGAUAUACACCGCAUCAGAAUAUUUAGCAGAAGGGUUAUCAAUUCGAGCAUGGUGGAAUAAUCAGAGGAUGUCAAGAAUAACACCAAUGAAUGCUGGGUUUUGUGCUUUUGUUAUUGUCCUACUUAAGAGGCUAAGAAUUUCUGAAACUGUAUUUGACAUAACGAAGAAAGACUUACCCCCAACAAAUGAUGUUGGAGAUGAUGAGGAUGUUGGCAGGUACACCUUCGAUGAAUCCCUGGUUUUCUUGCCAGGCACUACCAUUUUAUUGUUGCAAUUGACAGCAAUAAUCAUCAAGUUAUUAGGGUUGCAACCACUAGUGUCAGUUGAAGGCAAGAAUGGGUGUGGCAUUGGUGAGAUUUUUUGUGCUGUUUAUUUGAUAAUUUGCUAUUGGCCAUUUCUGAGAGGAUUAUUUGAGACAGGAAAGUAUGGGAUUCCUUUCUCUACAAUAUGCAAAUCAGCUAUCUUAAUUUGUCUAUUUCUAAAUCUAUGCAAAAUAAUUAUAUCUUCUUGA